CAUCAUUUUGUGUUCCAUGGGAUGCGCGAUCCCUUGCCAUGGCAAUCCGUUGGCGCAAAGAGCGCAAGCAACAGGAAGUGGAAGUGCCCGACUUUCUCGAGGACUCUGCGGCAGUCCGGCUCUACGCCCGGCGCCGCGCCGCUGUCCAGCGCCCCAACGAGCAGCUGCGCGAGCUGCUGGCGCUCCCAGAGGCAGAGCGGCACCAGGCGCUAGCACGGAUGAGAGCAGAGAAGGUGGAGGAAGAGAUGAGGGCAGAAGGCAAGUGCGAAAAGUGCAUGUUGCAAAGCCAAUAUUGCAUUUGCGAAUCCAUCCACUCCAUUCGCCGCGAGUCGCUGGAUGCACUCAAUGCGCGUGCGCCGCUGCACUUCGUGGUGUGGAUGCAUCACAAGGAGAGAAGACGUGCGUCGAACACUGGAAAGCUGCUGAAGCUUUUGAUGCCCGACCAUACCGACAUCUUGAUUGAUGGCGUACCUGAAGACGAUCAAAAGCUGCAAGAGCUCAUUCUAGGCCGCAGAGCGUUUGUCCUCUACCCCUCCGAAGAUGCUGUGCCCAUCCCCGUCGCGCUCGGCGCGUCCUCAGUUCCGGUCGCGUCGCCGUGGCCGGUCGCGACGCACGGCGGAGCUUCUCCUCCGGUGGCCGUGCUCAUCGAUGGAACCUGGAAUCAAGCACAGCGGAUGCACAAGCAUUUCGAGCACAUGCAGCACGUGGUGGUCUUUCCAGAAGGUCAAUCGCAGUUCCAUUGGCGGCGCCAGUCCCAAGAGGGUCGCAUCAGCACCAUUGAAGCAGCGGCACUGGUCCUUGAAGAGCUGGGUGAACUCAACACUGAGCACCUGCUGCGAGCAUUGGAGCUGCUCAUGGAUGCCUUGGGGCGGCAGUGCCACCAUGACACCCUCUUUCAGCACGCUUUGCCAAAGCCCACGGGGAAGAAGAAGUUCGCACUGGGCGCAAAGAAGAUCCAGAAGCUGCUCCCUGGUCAACGGGGUUCCCAAGGGGAUGUCAUAGAAGAAAAAGCAGCGCGAGGCCGCGUCAUGUGGUGGUUAAUCUCCAUAUCCUUACCCAGGUGAUGGUUGACCUUACCGCUUGGGUGUGGAUUGAUUCCGUAACUCAAUGUUUGUCUUCAGACAAACCUCAAGGAGGUGGUUCUUGGUUUGCUAGAUCUGAGGUUGUCAUACUCGUGACCCUCAGGAAAUGGAUUUGCAGACAAGUAAGACACACAUCCGCGGCUUGUCCAUGACAGACUCUCCAAUUACCC
Molecule: messenger RNA, 1252 nt
Organism: Durusdinium trenchii
Lineage: Eukaryota; Dinophyceae; Suessiales; Symbiodiniaceae
Source: the annotation of a GenBank genome assembly